GUGGAAACCAUUUCGCAAUUGCGGAGAGUACACUCCCAAUGAGGGGGAAAAUUGUCAUGAGAAAGUGAGAGAACAAUUGAAAAACGAAGAACAAUUUGUAUACGCCUGGUAAAAACACAGUAGUUAUUGCGCUGAUAAUGUUCGGUCCAGCUUCCUGAGGCACCAGGACAUGUCUUGGGGCUGCUCUAUGGAACCCGGCAUGAGCUCAUACAGGGGAAAGUAACUGGAAGGGGAACGCUGAAGAAAAACAUACUAUUCUAAGGGAAAGAAAGACAUGUACAACUGUCUGUUUCUCUCAUUGACCUGUCUAUGCAUUCUCCCGGGUCAUGAUGCAGAGGAGUGUGUAACUUCUAUCUUGGCAAAGAGAGGUUCUGUUAAUGUACCAAAAGGGGGCACUCUUUCCCUAUCCUGUGUUGUUCAGCAUUGUGGAGAUGAUGGCUGGACAGGAGGAUGGGGUCUGUCAACAGAGGGACAGUUCCUUCUCUUUAGUCCCACUCCAAGGCAUCAUCUCUCCAACGUCACGUUGACAACCAAUAGAACCCGUCUGCUCAUGGACAUCCUCAACGUCAACCAAUCAGAUUAUGGAACGUACCAAUGCCAGAUCACCUGGGUUGAGGGAUACACCAGUGUUGGACAUAUGACACAUGUGAACAUUACUGCAGCCACACCACCCACAUCCGUGUGGAAGGUCUAUUCCAGGGUGGCGGUGUAUGUAAGUACCUGUUUGGUAAUCACCCUGGUUUUGGUUCUGGGUCUGGCUUGCCAUAGAAGGUCAAAGGUCCCGUCUCAGCCCCCACCAAUACCACCGCCGAACCCCCCGCCACGAUCCCGAAGCGCAUGCAAGGACAAGCCCCCCGCACCCAAGCCUAAACCAAAGAUAGAGUUGGUCUAUGCAGCUCUUUCAAAGGGCUGCCUUGAACAGCCGAAUCCUAAUCCUCAACGAGAAGCUGCACAGCCCACAGUCUACUCCUCUCUCCGCUUCACCUGACUCAGUCAGACUUUUAUAUUAUAGAGACCUUAACCCAUCUCCUACUCACUGAGCACACACUGGUUGAAUCAACGUUGUUUCCACGUAAUUACAAUGAAAGUACGUGGAACCAACGUGGAAUAAGUGAAAGGGAAAGGGGGAUACCUAGUCAGUUGUACAACUGAAUGCAUUCAACUGAAAUGCGUCUUCCCUAUUCAACCCAAACCCCUCUGAAUCAGAAUAGACGUUGAAUUGACGUCUGUGGCCAGUAGGUAGUGACCUCGUCAAAUGGUUGGAUCUCUUGGCGUAAAGGCGUUGGCUUGACAGUCGCUGGACCCAGGUUUGAGUCCUGACCCAGGCUAUCCCCUGAAUUCACUACAAUAUUCACCUCCGCAUGGAACAGACUGUUUCGACCAAGUGGUCACAUUUCAGAGCUCUGUGGAUUGAAUGAUUUCAGAUGCGUUCUGUAUUUUGUAUGUGUCAUGCAGUGACUGCUAUCCACGCACUCAGCUAGAUGAUGUGAUGCCAUGUGAAAAUCAUCUGAGAAUAUAAUCUAUGUUCAAUGUUCUAAAUAAUGAUGUGUGCAACAUGAUUUUAUUUGUUAACACUGUAGUUAAUUAUGUAAUUGGUGGAAACUACUUUCUCUGCUGUGUGUUUUAAUAAACAAACUAGAACUGA
This is a messenger RNA of Oncorhynchus masou masou (cherry salmon), 1645 nucleotides long. RefSeq lists its product as uncharacterized. Bases 275 to 988 code for a protein of 237 amino acids. The record is from RefSeq and is a predicted model, not a curated record. The transcript has 5 exons. NCBI's taxonomy places the organism in Eukaryota, Metazoa, Chordata, Actinopteri, Salmoniformes, Salmonidae.